Molecule: messenger RNA, 639 nt
Organism: Verticillium nonalfalfae
Lineage: Eukaryota; Fungi; Ascomycota; Sordariomycetes; Glomerellales; Plectosphaerellaceae
Exons: 4
Coding region: 1-639 (212 amino acids)
Source: RefSeq, a predicted model, not a curated record
AUGACGGUCUCAAAUGCUAGUCUCGAAGAGCAGAAUUGUGUGGAUCCAGCCGAAGCCCAGAAACCGCAAGAAGUCGGAAAUGAUUCGCGGAACGAGACCGGUCCACGAGCGGCGAACCUCAAUAGUUGGAAUAAGAACUCCAACUUUUGGGACACGACCCUCGGCGAAGGCAACGAUAUGUUCACGCAGCUCAUCCUGCCAACCAUAGAGGAGCUCGCAGAGGUGCAACCCCAUCAUCGAGUGCUGGAUCUGGGCACAGGCAACGGCAUCGUCGCCCGAAGACUUGCUCGAAGAGGCGUUGCCGUACUAGCAACCGAUUACAGCCCCCAGCAGAUCGAAAACGCCCGAAAGCGUAGUCAAGAUUUGGGUCUGGCGAUAAGCUAUGAACUCCUGGAUCUCCUGAGUCAAGAUGCGCUUGAUGCAUUUGCAGCCGAGCAUGCCGAGGAGUUUGACGUAAUUACGGGAAGCAUGUUGCUGAAAGAGCUCUCGGAUCUGACAGAGCUUUCGAAAUUCCUGCCAAAAGUGCUGAAACCUACUGGAAGAGUCAAGCACUCCGAGGGCAGCCCGAACCACUUAUUUGGUUUCACCGACCCAUUCACCAACUACUCGAACCUUUCUUCGAUGCCGGUCUUCUCAUGA